Hydractinia symbiolongicarpus is the source of this 2192-nucleotide messenger RNA. Its product is annotated as zinc transporter ZIP13-like. Lineage: Eukaryota; Metazoa; Cnidaria; Hydrozoa; Anthoathecata; Hydractiniidae. The transcript is spliced from 10 exons. Gene Ontology annotation, molecular function: zinc ion transmembrane transporter activity. Gene Ontology annotation, biological process: intracellular zinc ion homeostasis; zinc ion transmembrane transport. The coding region runs from base 221 to 1453 and encodes 410 amino acids. Gene Ontology annotation, cellular component: membrane. The record is from RefSeq and is a predicted model, not a curated record.
UGAUAAACAAGAUAUAUCAAAAGUACUUCAAAGGAAAGGAAGUUUAUGAUGAACCAUAUGGCAUUGUUUCCAUAACAUUUAAAUGGUUUGCUGUGAUAUAUCAGCAAAGUAAAAGUGAAACAAGAAGUUAUCAAUUAGAUAUUAUUAUUUAGAAUGUGAUAUUGAGAAUCUCGUAGCUAACAAGAACGACAAAAUACACCAGACCACAAGGCCAGGCAAAAUGAUAGCCAGAAUUGUUUUCUUACUUUUUAUCUUUCAUCUCUGCUCUUGCAACAUACACCGGGCUAUACCUGGAUCUCCAGGAUUUGCAAAUCUAGCAAAAUAUAAAAGUAGUGCUGAUGCGUACAAUUAUGAAGAAGAUGAAGAAGAAACUGUGGGAUAUAUAGAUUAUAUUAUUAUGAAGGCUAAUGUGACCUGGAUCUAUGCUAUAGCUGCUGCAAUCUUAGUUGGAUCUACUGGAAUACUUCCGUUAUUAAUCUUCAGGGUUGAUGCAGAACAUGAAUUAAAAGAAUCAAUAUCUCCAGCACAUUUGAAUAUUUUGCUGAGUUUUGCUGUUGGUGGUUUACUUGGUGAUGUUUUUCUUCAUUUACUUCCUGAAUCAUAUAUGUACUUAAAGAAUGGUGCACAUGACCAUACAGAAUCAUUAAAGAUAGGGCUUUGGACUAUAGGUGGUUUUCUUUGCUUUAUGACAAUUGAGAAAAUAUUUUUCGAAGAAGAAAAAUUGAAGGAAAGAAUUGAGAAACAGAAUUCAAAGAAAAAGAGUGAAGAACUGAAGAAUGGUUGGAAAAAUGGGCAUGCCAAUGGUAAAGUAAAUAGGCAUGUCAAUGGAACAUCGAAUGGGCACACUAAUGGAAAAUCAAACAUUCUUAUCGAUGGCCAAAAUGGUGUUACUAAGCAGCAAGAUGAGACAAUUAGAAAACGAGAAAAUUCACAAAACAUGAAACAAAACAAUGCUGCAGUUUCUGAACCAGGAGACGAAGACGACGAAUUUAUAACUGAAGAACACAUUAAGAUUAUUGGCUAUCUCAAUCUUUUUGCGAAUUGCAUCGAUAAUUUCACGCAUGGUUUAGCUGUGGCGGGUAGUUUUAUGGUCAGCAUUCCUGUGGGAUUGUGCACAACUUUCGCUAUCCUUUUACACGAAAUUCCACAUGAGAUAGGAGAUUUUGCUAUUCUUCUACGUGCUGGUUUUAAAAGAUGGGAAGCAGCUAAAGGACAGGUAAUAACAGCAUCCGGUGCAUUAUUUGGUUGUUUAUUUGGCUUGAUGGCGGAAAGCGCCGGCGAUUCGUCGGCUUGGGUGCUUCCUUUCACGUCCGGUGGUUUCGUUUACAUUUCUAUGGUCACCAUUGUUCCUGAUCUACUAAAAGAAGACAAUCUAACGGAAUCCAUAAAGCAGAUUGCUUCGUUAGUUAUUGGUGUUUCCACGAUGGGACUGGUCUCGCUCAUCCAACACUGAUACACAUACGUUUAUUUUAUACCGACGAUAAAAUGAAAAACUUUGUAAGCAUAGAGUAUUUUUUGUAUAUAGUAUUGAUUAAAUUAAUAACGAAGCACAUUUCUAUCAUAAGAAGUUACCAUGACAAGUUAUUCUGUUAAGUACACGUUGACUCCGUUUUUAAACUCAUAAAUUAUCAAUAAGGGUUGGCUUACAUUGAAUGACUUGUAUACUCAUUUCCCAGCAUACUUGCCUUCCUAUUCAGUUAACUCCACGUUUUUUAAAUGUUUGAUUUUACUUAUACUUUAAUACCACUCAAGCAUCAAGUAUAUUUUCAUAAAGGAAGAACGACAGUUUUUUUUAUAGUUCUGUUUACAUCUCGAGAUAUUGUUUUCUUUGUCAGCAGAUAGAUGGUAAGGAUAGUUUUGUUCUUGAAUUUGCGUUGACUUGAAGGAGAACUUUGCCUCGAGACGAUUCUGCUUGCUGUUGUUGUUUUUUCAUCAGACUUGGUAUGAAUUUUGAAUUGCGUGUUUUUUUUUAUAAAUAGAGAGUAAUAUUCUUAAAGAACAAAUUAUGACAAGUUAACCGAUGCAAAAAAUUACUUAUUCUUCUUAUAAACCAACGCAUAUAUUUUCAGAAAUAGUUUGACUUUUUUUGUGAUCAAGUGAAAUAAUACUUGUUUUUAUUUUUCUAUCUUGUGCUUUUUAAACAUCAAACGUGUAAGAGAGAUUAAAAAACGAAUAUAUUUUUCAAAAAAUUA